AUGGAGAAGAUGAGAGAGGGUGGGAGAGUAAACACAGUUUUGUUCACAGCAGGAGCAGCUGUGUUGAUGGCAUGUUUGAAACGUUUUAUAUUAAUGGUGUUUCUCAUGGAGCAUUGGCGGGCGUGGGUUUUCCUUCUACUCAACCUCGUCCUCCUAGCCGUUGUUUUCACCUCCAUUUCUUCCAGGACAUCGAAUACUGAUCGAAAUCGCGAAUGUGAAAACAAUGCCGAAGGAUUCAAAAGAAAUGAAGGAGCAAAAAGAAGAGAAUAUCGAUGCCCAUCAGCUCCUCAAAUAGUUGAACGAGUUAAGGUAUGUGAGGAUGAAGUGUGCAAGAGAUCGGCGAGCUGUGGCGGCGAGAGCGAGCAAGAGCGGGUUGAAGACGAUACGGAGGAGGAGGAGGUUAGGAAGCUGUCGAAGGAGGAUUUGAAUGAGAGAGUGGAAGCCUUCAUCGUUAUGUUCCGGCAGCAUUUGGUUUCCGAUUCAAGGAAUUAA
Molecule: messenger RNA, 492 nt
Organism: Malus domestica (apple)
Lineage: Eukaryota; Viridiplantae; Streptophyta; Magnoliopsida; Rosales; Rosaceae
Source: RefSeq, a predicted model, not a curated record